This is a messenger RNA of Guillardia theta CCMP2712, 5747 nucleotides long. RefSeq lists its product as hypothetical. The transcript is spliced from 53 exons. Gene Ontology annotation, molecular function: calcium ion binding. The coding region runs from base 93 to 5747 and encodes 1884 amino acids. The record is from RefSeq and is a predicted model, not a curated record. NCBI's taxonomy places the organism in Eukaryota, Cryptophyceae, Pyrenomonadales, Geminigeraceae.
CUCUCGAGCCUUCUUCCUCUGUCACCGGACGCCCAGCUGAGCGGGCUCCCAAGACGCCGUCAAAGCGCGAAGUUCGACCGCACCAGCCCAAGAUGAGCCACUCGCAUCGGACGGGAGAGAGGAGGAACUCGAGGGUGACCUGGGAGUCUCUGAAGGAGAGGUACGAGAACUCUAGCUUCUUUGCCAUGGCGACGAGGUACUUCAACACAGCGCUGGAGGAGCAGGUCUACAUCGAGCAGUACAACUCGCUCAAGGCGGACCUGGACAAGGUCAUCAAGGACGGGAUCCUCUCCCCCGUCCGCCGCAUCUCCAUCCCCGCGCGCGAGAGCUGCAACCUGGUCGCUGUCCUGACGGCUCCCAACCGUGUAACGGAGGGGGACUCGCGGCAAGUGGGAAAGAUCAGGAGAAUGGACAAGGCGAUCAAGAUCAAGUUGAUCGAAUACGACCAGGAGCUGCUCGACCGGGCCAUGUACCACCGGGGGAGGCUGGUGACGUACACCCCCGACGUGUCGCAGGAGAUCCCAGAGCGAAUCCUUCCGAUCACUGCCAAGGUAUGUCGGUCGAUCAUGGAGGUUGCGCAAAGGCACAUCAACUUCGGGACGGUGCUGGCAAAGAACGACUACGCGAAGAAGCUGAUCAUCAAGAACCUCUCCGACGUGCCGCUCAUGUAUGAGAUAGUCAAGAACAACAACUGGGUCUCCUCUGCCUUCAUGAACUUCGAGGGGAUGGAGGGGAUGGGCGUCGUCAAGCCCCACGGCCAGCACGAGAAGGAUUUCGUCUUCACCCCAAAGAUCUCCGGAAAGUUCCACGAGGUUCUUCGCAUCAAGAACCUCCAAGACCCGGAGAAUCAAGUUGAAGUCACCGUGAAAGCCCUGGUGAGGAAGAGGAACACCUUCUCUCUCCUCCCCAACUCUCUCGACUUCGGGCGGUGCAUCAACGGAGAGCGAACUCGCAUGUGCCGCAUCGAAGUCCGCAACGAGACUUCGUCCUCCCGCACCGUCACCAUCAAGCACGGCAACCUGGUGCUGAAGAGUGCAGAUGAGACGAAGCAGGUCCCUCUACCUGACGGCGCUCUGCAAGUGCACUAUGUGCUGGAGAAAUGCACUGUAGUGCACGAGAAGGUGAACAAGGAGGAGGAGCUCGAGAGGAUGGAGAGGAAGCUCAGGAUCUACAUCCGUAAGGGGAAGCAUGGCAAGGCUGAGAAGCUCAAAGAGAAGAUAUCUGCGCUUCAAGGCAAGCCCCUUCCGGAUCCUGCGCCCGGCAGCGCGACAGAGGGCAGUAGAAACCCAUCACCGUCACCUGAGAACAGCGACGAGAGCGUGUCCGGGGCCUCAGUCUUCACCGAGAGCGACUACUCCUCCGACGACCAGAGCGACGCCGAGGACUCCGAGUGGCAGAGGAGGCAGAUGAAGAGUGAGUGCAUGGUCAUCCUACCGGGCAAAGGCCUUCAGACCAUCCUGCUCAACCUCUCCAUCGGGGAGAUCUCUCAGGCCGGAGAGCUACUCUCUUCCUUCGGCUCCCAGCGGACCAUCCGGGGCCAGCUGAUCGCCCAUGAGACCGCCAACAGGGACAGCCACAAGCAUGAGCUUGAAGUCGAAGGCUUGACGAGGAGCGGCACCCUCACAGCAGAGCAAGUCCGAGCCGCGCGGUCCUCGUUCCCUUCCUCCUCACUUUCAUCCAGCACUGCUCGCCCGAGCCACAGCCGAAUGAUCGGCUCAGCUCUUGAAGUUCGCCCGUCGUUUGUCGAGAUGAACGAGGUGUACGUGGGGGAAAUCUUCGAGGGAAGUUUCGAAAUUCACAAUCGAAGUUCUGCAGCUCUUGGAUACCUAGUCAUGAAUCCUUCCGGCAAGAAGAAAGAGCAGCACAAAGAGAAGCCAGGAGCUCUCAACGUGGAAGAGGUUGAGGGGAGGAUGAGAGCCGCUGGGUCGUCGAGAGGAGAAACUUUCAAGUUCUCAUGUCAACACGGGAAGCUCGACCCCGGAGCUUCUCAGACUAUCAGUUUCACGUGCAUCCCCGACCAGACGGGCCGGCAGACGCACACGAUCAUGGUCCGAAACAUCACUCAGACGGCAGAUAGCACCGUCAUGGUGUCGUUCUCGGGGAGGAAGAGGGGUAAAGAGUCCAGCAGCUACCUCAAGUUUCCUCAGUGUCAGGAGUGGGACAACGGGGUGCUGGGCAUGGACUUUGGGGAGUGUUACAUCGCUCCUAAGGGAACUACCCACAAGAACCGAUACCUCAAGACGGUGGAGAUGAAGAUCGUCAGUGUGCAUGAGACGGACAGCGUCCUCCUUUCUAUCCGUUCGAACCUCGCUAACCAGAUCCUCAUCUUCUCUGACAAGGACCUGUCGCUACCCGCCGAGAACAUCCACCUCCUCCCCAAGCACGAGAUCACUGUUUGGAUCUGCAUCCUCGCACCUGUGGAGGGCAAGAAAGAAAGUUCGAAGUGGGAUACGGUUGGUUUCGGUGCCACAACUCUGUGGGACGAGUACAACAAGGGAGUUUCACGUGAGCUGGUGGUUGGGAUCACUGUCGAUCUAGUGGAUCCUGAGACAAGGGAGUCGAUUGGCCGCAUCGGCAAGUCAAUUAUGAAGCUGAGCACGAAGUUCAUCGACCUGGGAACUUCGAGAAACCUCGGCAACACGAUGAAAGCUUCCUUCACAGUCAGCAACCAUAGCGAUCACCUGCCUCUCCGUUUCGCCGUUUCUCCUCCUGCUGGAGUGCAUGUCUCCUACCGCCGCUCAGAGCUUGAUGGAAGGAAGAAGCGGCUGACGAAGGAGCUGUUCAGCAAACUGGACGUGAGAGGGGACGGACUGAUCUCAGUGGCGGAGCUCGAGCAAGAGUUUUCUGAGCUGUCGAGCUUGCUGGAGAGGUGCGAAGACCUGCAGGACAAGAAGUUGGUCGACUAUCAGGACUAUGAGAGGCUGAUGAAGGAGGAGGAAGGGAAGAGUGUGGAGGUUGUGGAGAUCGUGUACAAGUGCAGUGAGUUCGGCCUCUUUCUGGAGCCGCUCAUUGUUGCAAACUUAUCUGCCAAUCAAUUCUGGUCGUCGCACGAGGAGAAGCAAGAAAUACUCAUCUUGCACUUCGCAGAAGAAGGUGUCAUCCAGUCAGACAGCCCUCCUCCUGCCUCCUUCUUCUCUGUCAUUGACUCCACCAUCUCCCUGCUGUCCGUCUGGAAGACAUACGAUGUAGACAAGACCCAGAGCAUGUUCAUCGAAAGUUUCAACGACAAGGGCAAGUGGCCCUGUCUCAACAUGCGAUGCAACUACGUCGUUCCCGGCUAUGUCGACUUGCUGUUGAACCCUCCGCUCCUGAAUGGUCAAGUUGGUUUUGGAGCUGGCUCAGCGUACAGCGAAGGCUACUCCUCUGGCACUCCUAACAAGAUCGCCAUUUUCGACUCGGGGCGAGGAAGCUACAACAGCCUUCCUGACUCUUCCCCGAGCUCGGGGGCCACGAGCCCCGUCUCCUCCUCCUCCCGUAGAGUCACCGCUGCUCUUCAAGGGCAGAAGAGGCCGGAGAGCCGGUCGGCGACCGGAUCCUUCUCCCUGUCGCAGUCGUUCAAUCAGACUGCCUCCCUGCUCACAGUGGAAAACUUGCCGCAUUCAGACACGGAGAAGGCUUUGUCUCCCUCGCUCUCCUCCUCUCCUACUCAGGCAGUAGCAGGAAGCCCGUCAGCAGUGUCUGGGUCCACAACGCCUCCUCUCAGCAGCUCACAGCAGCCCAUCCGCUCAGUGUUGCCAGGCAUGGGAGGUAUAGAGAGCACGGACUUCAUAGAGCUGUUCAAGCCCAAGGAGGCUAACCUUCAGCCCUACAUAGACGAGAUCAUCUUGGCACAGGCACAAGGAAUCCAGAUCUCAGCUAUCGUGUUAAAGAACACGACAAGUCAAGCCAUUACGCUGAGACCUCUCUCGUCUCUCAGAUUGAUCGUUCAGGCCGGCAGUGUUCCAAACAUCAUCCCCGAGCUGAAUGAGCAAGUGCGGAGCUCGCAAGCCCGCAAACUUUCUCUGGAGGCGAGCCAACUGCUGAGCCUCGAAGGGGCGGAGAGCGAGACGUCAAAUCCUGUCAGCGUCGAGAAAUGGGCGAUCAAAGCUGGAUGGGACGCUAAUCCCGUUGGACAGCCGUUCACGAUCCCGUCAAAUGACUCUGUCAUCCUCUACGUCGCUAUGAUCCCCUCGCCUGAGAAUGUCUCGCUCUCCUCCACCGAUGCUCAAGUCAGCGCCUGCUGGGUGGAGAUGCUGGAGAAGCUCAAGACAGGAGCUCGCGUUCCCUUUGAGGCUCCUCUGCUCUUCGAAUGCGACCGCAAGAGCUUAGGAUGCGCCUCCACCGGCUACAGCAGCAACCGAUCCAACUUCAUCGUGCACCGGAUCAUGCUGAGCGGCUGCUGGGGUCAGCCCCUAGCUCGACACGUUUCCCCAGCUGGAGUGUUUGUUGGAGAGCCGCAGUUGAUAGAUCUCGGCAAGAUAGGGCACGUAAACCAGUGGAAUGCUGUGCCAUUCUCCCUCAAGAUCGCUAACUCUGCCGACGUUCCUCUCUUGAUCGAGUCAAAGGCCUCGAAGUUCUCUGGGCCAGGUUUUGAUUAUCCAAAGACCAUGCAUGAGAUCGUCUUUCUCAGCUCCAGCAGCGACCGGCAGGAGGAGCUUUCCUCCUGUUACAACCAGAUCGACCCACUGGAGCAGGGGAUAGUGCAAGGCUUGUUCAAGCCCGCCAUGGUCAAUGAAGGAGGACUGUGUCAGUUCGACAUCACCGUCAGCAACGUCCACAAUCCCUUCAACAGUUUGACUUUCGUCUUGACGGCGAGAGUGAUCGCAAGCACUCUCCUUCACUUCACGGGGAGGCAGCUUAUCUCCGAAGGACAAGUCAAGGAAGGAGGGUUCCAGCUAACGAUGCCCGAACUUGUGAUUCCUUCACCGCGGGAGGCCAAGAGCAGUGAGCUCAUCACUGUGACCAACAUCAACGACGAGCCGCUCGAGCUCCAUGCCUACGUCGAGAUUGAAGAGAGCGUUCUCAACCUGCUUACUGUUGACAUUCUCUCGUCCUCGACCUCUACACACGUGGAGAGCUUUUCCUUGAACCCUGCACAGAGCAUGCAAAUUGUCGUCGUGUGCAAGUGCAAAGAAGGAUUGUUCAAGGUGCCCGAGGGACUGAAAGAUCGAGGAAAGAUCGCGCUCGCAAAGAUUUUGUUUCAGUCGCCAAGUCUACCUACUGAGCAGGUGAAACAUGAGAGGAAGAAAAGAAGGAGGGGGGAGGGAGAGCAGCCUGAGCAUGAUAAGAAGGGAGUGCUCGUGCUCGGCUCUUUGGCACAAGGAAGCACCAUCAGCGUGGACUGCGAACGUCUCUCCCUCACCUGGAAGCUCGAGACCCUCCAGGACCCCAAGAUCAGCCUCAGGGGCGAGCAGGACGAGACGUGGCAGUCGACCUCGCUCCUCCUAACCUCCCUCUCCGGGUCUGGAGUCCCUUACGAGGUCAAACCCAGGCUCAUCCAGGGGAUGGACAGCUCCAUGGUUCGCAUCGAGCCAAGUUCAGGCUUCCUCUCAGGCUACGAAUCCCUCACCAUGCGCCUUGCAGUCGCUCCCCCGCUCGACAAAAAUGGCACCAUCCGCGUGCCUCCAGGUCAACUAGAGCUGAUUAUUAAGGACACACGUUUCGAAGAUAUUCAGGAUGAUGGGAACGCCGCGGGGUUUCGCCGGAUCAUCGUGAACUUCUAUGUGGAGGGCGUUGAGAGGAGUGAACCAGUGCAGGAGUGGAGAUGA